AACGUAGAAUCAAAACAACAAAAAAAAAACGGAAUAAUAACUUGUUAUGGAAGCAGUGCGAAGCAACAGUAAGUGGAAUCGAUGGCAAAUUAAAAACGGAACAAAACAAGUGGAUGGGAAUUUAACUUCAUUUGUAACAGCCUGCUCGCAGAAAAAUGCAGUGAAAGCAGCCAUUAGUAUCGAAGAUGAAACAGAUGUAAUUGAACGAUGUUUGCUUCGGCCGCAGCUAAACAUAAGGAUGUUUUGUCGGCGGCGGAGAAAACACCGAUGGAUUUGCCGUUUUCGUCUGCCAGCUCGUAGGCGGACGUACCAACCCGAGCUAUGACGGUGCAUGGGAGGUAGCAAGGUCCCAGCUUGGCAUUAUAGUGAUGGGGGGCAGAUGACUGGCGAAAGUUUCGCUUGUACACCUUUUGCCCUACCAUGUACACAGGUGAGAAAGUUUUAUGACGCAAAUUGUAAUCAUGUGAAUUUUUAUUGAAUUGUUUUUUUAGGUUUUUGUAAACGAGUUUGUAAAUAGACUGGUCAAUUUGAA
Messenger RNA from Armigeres subalbatus, 532 nucleotides. RefSeq lists its product as uncharacterized. NCBI's taxonomy places the organism in Eukaryota, Metazoa, Arthropoda, Insecta, Diptera, Culicidae. The coding region runs from base 47 to 325 and encodes 92 amino acids. The transcript is spliced from 4 exons. The record is from RefSeq and is a predicted model, not a curated record.